AUGUCGCAAUUCGUCACAGACCUGUGGGAGUCCAUCUUCACCCCCGGCGCAACGCCGACACUCCUGAUCGCCACCAACGUUUCUUUCGCCGCCCUUCAGCUCGUGCUCUUUGCGCUCCUGCUCGCGACCUGGUCCGUCCACUUCGUCAUCCUCUCCUUCCUCUGCGGCGGUCUCUGGUGGGCCAUCAACUGGUUUGCCAAUGAAGUCAGGAUCUUCCAGGAGCGCGAGGAGCAGGAGAAGAGGAGCAAGGCGGGCGCGGCUGCAGACGCCGAUAACGAGGCCUCUUCAUCAUCGUCGGCUGAGGAGACGGAGGUCGAGACAGUCAUAGCCAGGGGCAGGCCGCCGGUGACGGGCAGCAAGGAAGUCGAGCCGCUGCAGAAGAAGGGCGAACUAAAGCGCCGGACCGCCGAGGCCGCGUCCGAGCAGUCGGUGGGUUCCAAGUCGAGCGCGAGCACGGAGGACGAGUGGGAGAAGGUGUCGGAGAACGAGAAGGACAAAUAA
This is a messenger RNA of Thyridium curvatum, 501 nucleotides long. RefSeq lists its product as uncharacterized. Lineage: Eukaryota; Fungi; Ascomycota; Sordariomycetes; Thyridiales; Thyridiaceae. Gene Ontology annotation, cellular component: endoplasmic reticulum membrane. The coding region runs from base 1 to 501 and encodes 166 amino acids. Gene Ontology annotation, biological process: vacuolar proton-transporting V-type ATPase complex assembly. The transcript has a single exon. The record is from RefSeq and is a predicted model, not a curated record.